Molecule: messenger RNA, 6099 nt
Organism: Hemibagrus wyckioides
Lineage: Eukaryota; Metazoa; Chordata; Actinopteri; Siluriformes; Bagridae
Gene: nlk2
Product: nemo-like kinase, type 2
Exons: 11
Coding region: 1309-2913 (534 amino acids)
Biological process (GO): intracellular signal transduction; protein phosphorylation
Cellular component (GO): cytoplasm; nucleus
Molecular function (GO): ATP binding; MAP kinase activity
Source: RefSeq, a predicted model, not a curated record
AACCAGCAGGGGAUCAGAAACCGGACUCAUGGUUUGAGUGUGUGUGUGUCUUUAGGUCCUGGCAGCACCAUCCGGCUAGAGGGUGAGCCGAGGAGGACACUGACUGCUUGUUUUGUCACUGCCAGCAACACUGGAUGUUUUUCUAUUCUCGUUUGCUGGAGAAUUUCUUGGAUAUUUUUUCCUAAAUCGGAUUUAUGAUCCGCGCGCUUGGAUACAAUAACUAACGACGCCGUAGUGGAAGCAAACACGCACGCGCGCGCGCGCACACACACAGGAAUCGAUGGGGAAAAUAAGUUGACUGCUGCCUUGGGAGAAAUUGUUGUUUUUUCCUCCUUCUAGGGAAAGGAUCGCUCUCAUUUCUCAUCGCCACCAUGGGGAUUUUAGAUACAUAGUGGCGUUGGCACUUCCGAUAUUCUGGGAUUGUUUCUUUUCUCGAGCGCGAGCAACAAAUUUCGGAGUGCCAGCCAUCCUGCGCGCGAGCAAAUUACUAUUUAAAAGAAAUAUCCAUUUCGAUGAUAGAGUCAAUAGGUAAAUAUACACGCGUAUAGGUGACGGAUUUGGCAUAUAUGGAGGGAAUUUGGUCGACUUUCCAGCCGUGCGUAAAAUAACUUCUUCCUCCUGCAAACCCCGCAUGCAGUCCCGGCAGUGGACGCGGCCUCGGUGCAUGGAUCAGCCGACAUGGCAUGCAGUGAGAUCUAAAAGAUGAAUGCAGCAUUUCCCACGCUGACACACAUCCGUCGGUUUCCCCCUUUCACACUGCAGGAGAGGGAAAUAAACCCGAGGGUGGAGCAGAUGCGAGGCCAGGUGCUUCCCACCUCCACCAUGCGGGAGAUCUAAGGCCGCGCACUGGAUCAUCCACCACGGGGGGAGAGGGAGUUUUUUUCCAUCACAUCAAACAUUGUUUAGUUUCAAUUUUUUUUUUAUUUUUAAAUUUAGUUUUGCGUUCUUUUUCUUUCUUUGUUGUUGUUCUUCAUUUCUAGUAGGGAUCUUCUGAAUGCUUGAUAUUGUGCCUGCAAGGUAGAGAGAGAGAGAGAGAGAGAGAGAGAGAGAGCGAGGGAUCUUCUCAGAAGUAGGUCAGAGAUCUUGCAAGAUAAAGCUGGCCAAAAUGGGAGUGACUCUAUCACUCCUGCUGAUAUGACAUCUUGCUUAAUUUUCUAAAUUUGCCUCUAUCCACUGGAUCCAUGACCGCUUGACCCCCCCUGGCUGCUUCUUCUCUCAUCAUCUUGGCCUGUGAGGUUUCUCCCUCGGAUCUUGUUUUCUUGCUUCCCCGACAUCCUUCCCCCUCUUCCAGGCUUUCCCAGAGUGCGUAUGGCUCUUUGCGGGACCACGGCUGCUAACGCGGCCAAAAUGAUGGCGGCGUACAGCGGAGGCGCUUCGGCGGUGGCAUCGGCAGCCCACCAUCCGCACCACCACCACCAGCUGGCGCACCUGCCUCCUCCGCACCAGAUCCACCACCAGCACCACCACCAUGCCGGGCAGCACCAUCUCCAACAACAGCAGCAGCAGCAGCAUCCGGCUCCGGGUUCAGCCGCCGCCGUCCAUCCUGUUCAGCAGCAACACGCGUCCGCCGCCGUCAUGCUUAACCCGAGCCAGCAGCAGCAGCAGCAACCAUACUUUCCGUCGCCCGCACCCGGACAGGCUCCCGGUCCGGCUGCGGCUGCGGCGCCCGCUCAGGUGCAGGCUGCAGCCAUCAAGGCGCACCAUCACCACCAUCAACACCAUCUACAGCAGCAGCUGGACAUCGAGCCUGAUCGGCCUAUCGGAUACGGGGCAUUCGGCGUGGUCUGGUCUGUGACUGACCCCCGCGACGGUAAACGUGUGGCCCUCAAAAAGAUGCCCAACGUCUUCCAGAACCUCGUCUCCUGUAAGAGGGUCUUCCGCGAGCUGAAAAUGCUCUGCUUCUUCAAGCACGACAACGUCCUGUCAGCUCUGGACAUCCUGCAGCCUCCUCACAUUGACUACUUUGAGGAAAUCUAUGUGGUGACGGAGCUGAUGCAGAGCGACCUCCAUAAGAUCAUCGUGUCUCCACAACCCCUCAGCUCCGACCACGUCAAAGUCUUUCUCUACCAGAUCCUUCGAGGUUUGAAGUACCUUCACUCCGCCGGCAUUCUGCACAGAGACAUCAAACCUGGCAACCUUCUCGUCAACAGCAACUGUGUGCUCAAGAUCUGUGACUUCGGACUUGCUCGGGUGGAGGAACCUGACGAGUCGCGUCACAUGACCCAGGAAGUAGUGACGCAGUACUACCGCGCCCCCGAGAUCCUCAUGGGAAGCCGCCAUUACUCCAACGCCAUCGACAUCUGGUCCGUGGGCUGCAUCUUCGCCGAGCUGCUGGGCCGACGCAUCCUCUUCCAGGCCCAGAGCCCCAUCCAGCAGUUGGAUUUGAUCACUGACCUGUUGGGGACGCCGUCUCUGGAGGCCAUGAGGACGGCGUGUGAGGGAGCCAGAGCUCAUAUACUUAGAGGACCACAUAAACAGCCCUCACUUCCUGUCCUUUACACCCUGUCCAGUCAGGCGACUCAUGAGGCAGUUCACCUGCUCUGUAGGAUGCUGGUCUUUGACCCGUCUAAGAGGAUCUCGGCUAAAGAUGCUCUGGCUCACCCGUACCUGGAUGAAGGACGCCUGCGCUACCACACCUGCAUGUGUAAAUGCUGCUACACCACGUCGUCUGGCCGAGUUUACACCAGCGACUUCGAACCUGUCACCAACCCCAAGUUCGACGAUGGCUUUGAGAAAAAUCUGACAUCAGUGCGGCAGGUCAAAGAGAUCAUUCAUCAGUUCAUCCUGGAGCAGCAGAAGGGGAAUCGGGUUCCUUUAUGUAUAAAUCCCCAGUCCGCUGCUUUCAAAAGCUUUAUCAGCUCGACAGUAGCUCAGCCCUCCGAGAUGCCUCCGUCUCCUCUGGUGUGGGAGUAGCUAACGAUGAACCAUGAGCAUAACGAUGACGACGGCGAUGAUGACGAAGACAUGAAGGCGGUGAUGGUGGUGGCGGCGGCGGCGUUGGCCGUCCACCCCACACACAUACGAACACACACGAACACACACCUCCGGACUACUGAUGCCCCUUAAAAAGAAAAAAAAAUAAUAAAACCCUGCGUAGCAUUUCACUGGAGUUAGCACUUAGCCGAGCGGCUGACGUGUGUGUGUACUGUAAUACUAACUAAACCUAAAUGAAGUUGUAAAGAAGCAACCACUGCUGAUCGGGUUGAGGAAGAUUUGUGAAUAAAUAUAUAUAGAGAGAGGGAGAGGGCGGGCGAGCGGCCGGGGCGCGUCACGUACAGUAGAAGUAUUUCCACUACUCUGUAGUCUGUACAGUGGUAUGUGUAGGUAUAUGAGAGAGAGAGAAAGAGAGAGAAGUGUGCACACAAACACACAAUCGAAACACAAUCGCGCGCCGACGGAUGAAGACGGACGGCCUCUGUGGACUAGAUCGUGUGUCCGAUGGAAGGAAGGCUGUUGCCAUUCAUCUGCUCUGUACGUCAUGCUUUAUUUAUUCACCCAUAGAGGGAAACGGGUGCAUUCGCUCCAUAUAGCACAGAGGGCAAAAGCGCACUCUCUACCUCUCUCUCUCACAUACACACACACCCCCACCCACAUAUACACACACCCCUGCCUCCUAGCGCAUUUUCCAGCUCAUCACUGUUCCAUUAAUUUAUUGAAUUAUUUACUAGUCAUUUAUUUCAUAGCUUGUUCUUGGUUUUUAAUUUUUCUUUAUUUUGUGUGUCGUUUUAGGCUCUUUCUCACACUCAAUUCGAAGCAGCAUAAGAAAUCAGUAUUUCAGUACAUCUGAUUGCUUUACAGUGCAGAGAUACUAACGGCAAAGCCACUUACGAGACCGCUGUACACGGUGGGCAGUGACAGUAGUUCCUGACAGUAAUGCAUACUGAAAUAUAAAAGGAGCGACAGGAAUCCGGGCCCAAAUAGUGAGGCGUCUCAGAUAAACGGGCCAAAAUCGAGAGCGGCGUCCCUCAAGGUUCGAUGCUGGGGCAAAUCGAGAGCCCAGCAGUCACACUAGCAAGCGAUAAAUCUCUUGUGUCGCUUGUAGUUGGAUUCUUGUGGGCUUUUUUAGUUUUGCUGAGAAACAGAGGUGUAUAUAUUUCUAUCUUUUAAAGGUAACUAGCUAAAUGCAAAUAAAUAACAUGCUAAUCGGUGAGGCGUUCGGUCGUCUGAUCUACGAUACCUGCUAGGAUUUGUAUCAGCAGGUAUUCUUUUGUCAGAUUAGAUCAAAUUAGCUAAGAAAGGUAACUGUACAAGUUACAUAGCCUCGCUGGAGAAUCCCAACAAUCUACUACUUCCUUUCAAGCUUUAAUUUUUUUUCAUGAUGCUUACAAAUUGUUUGUUCAUUUUUGCAUCUCGAACAGUAAAUGUGAAUGAACUGCAGGUCAGAACUGCAACUGAAGAAACAUCGGAUCAUUCUCUCUUGCUUUUUCUUUCUCUCUCUCUUUCUCUUUCUCCAUUUGGUCGGUCUGAGGGAUCGUUUGAUUCAUCUGAUCGUUUCAGUUUAGUCGCUUUACUCUCUCUCUAUGCUUUGAGGAAAUCUCAAUUCAGAUGUCAUUCAGAUGCUGAGGGAAUCUCGAGCGGUCGCAUGUGGCUUUGUCGUUUGCUAGUGUGAACAUAGGCAUUAAGGUUAAAUGCUGAGGUAAAUAAAAAAGUCCUGCAAAUAACUAAGACGGCAUGCUUCAAGGUUCAAUGCCGGGGUAAAUGUCGUUUCAUGAACGAAAGGCGAGACCACGACACCAUGGGGUGAAAAUACAAAACAAGUGGUUUUCGAGAGACCGAGACUUCUUUCUUUUUUCUUUUUUUUUUACGUGAAUAAGCAUGAGUAGCGCUGCCGUAUAUCCUCCAUCAGAAAAUAUGACUGAGCUCCGCAAUGCCAGUAGUUACGUAACAGCUGAUAGAAAAGGAAUAUGGAUGUCUAUUGUUUGUUAUUUAUGAACUGAGGACAGCAGUGAUUUUUUUUUUUCCAUAAACACGAUGCGAUCAACAGCCAUUCCAUUAUAACCACGAGAAAGAAAAAAGCAAACCUUGUUCUUGAAGACAAGAGUGCGAGCGAAUGUGCAUGUCCGAACCCAAAGCAUGUGUUUCCGCCUGCCUGAAGCGUCGCACCGGCGAUCGCUGAGGUCAGUGACGUCCUCAACCCUGCAGUCUUUUCUUUUUCUUUCAUUUUAUUUCUUUUUGUUUUUUGUUGUUGUUGUUGUCGUUGAUGUUGUUGAAGAAGAAGAAGAACCCAGGGAAGGAAGGAAGGAAGGAAGGAAGGAAGGCAUAGUUUCACUCUUUCACACUGUCCGUAACAUAAAUCUCUCAGAAAGGAAAAAAAUUUUUUUUAAAAAUCUCUCAAAAAUAAACAAUAUUUAAUAUAUUUUUUAGAGGACUAUUUUGUUAAUUUCUUCCUUAAAUGUGCUAUGGCAUGCUUUCCUCAUGAUCCACUGAAUUAUGGUAUGUAAAUAAGUGAGUAGUUGAUAGAUUUCCAUGGCGAAUAAAUCUACAGUGAAACGAAAGAUGUGCCGUACAAAAAAGAAAAAUUAAAAAAGAGAAAGAAAGAAAGGAUGGAAGGAGACUCAAACACAAAACAGUACUGCUGUAUAGAGGUCGGAAUUAGCCUGCACAUUUUUUAGGGCUGUGAAAUUUGAUUUUAUUUUUGAGACUUGCAUAAAAUUGUACAUAUAAUUUUUUUUUUCCUUUUUUUUUUUUCCUUGUUUUUCGCUGCACUAAAAAAAAGUGUAGACUUAAAAAAAGAAUGAAAAAAAAAAGACAUAAUCCAGAACAGUAUGAUUAUGGAAACAAAAUGACACAUAACCAAUUAUGUUAAUUGUCUUGUGUGUACUGCAAAGCUGUGGAUAUGAGUAGUCUAAUGAAGUAGAACCCUUUAUUAUUAUUAUUAUUAUUAUUUGAUUUUUUUUCUUUAAGGAAACACUGAACUGUUUGUGUAUAUGUAUAUAAUGAAUUCACAUUGUUGGUCUCUACCUCUGGAGCUCAGUGACUUGGUUGUUUACCUCCACACAUUUUUAAUUUCAUGUGGAGAUUUAAAAACUUGAAUGUCCCUUCCAACUUUUAUAUUCCUAGAAAACCCUGUGCAAAAAAAAAAUCACAAAAAAAAAACAA